Danio aesculapii is the source of this 12207-nucleotide messenger RNA. RefSeq names its product dynein axonemal heavy chain 3 (gene dnah3). Lineage: Eukaryota; Metazoa; Chordata; Actinopteri; Cypriniformes; Danionidae. Gene Ontology annotation, cellular component: dynein complex. Gene Ontology annotation, molecular function: dynein intermediate chain binding; dynein light intermediate chain binding; ATP binding. The record is from RefSeq and is a predicted model, not a curated record. Gene Ontology annotation, biological process: microtubule-based movement.
AUAAACUCUUUAUUUUCUGUGGAGGCGAUUAAUGUAGGAUUAUAUGAAGAAUGAGUGAAGAUGAACGCUAACUCAAGCCAUGAUGUGGAAUGUCCUGGGAGGAUCCAUAGACUGCCGCCCUUACCCACGUCCCAGACUCCCUCAGACCUGUAUGAGAUUUACCUGCAUAACAGUCAAUACCCAGCCAUCCUGCAGGAUCACUCACGGACUCUUGCGGUUCCCUACAAGGAGCUGCAGCACCACAGGACUCCCAGCGAGUCCAUCGGGAACAACUACAGCCCGAGAGGCCAGAAUCUGAAAAUCACACAUCUGAAUCGGAGGCAUCACUCGCUUCAUUGUCCUUCAACUGCAUUCCAUAGUGAUGCUGCUGUGGUGAGGAGACUACAACCUUUGACCCAGAGAGGUCGUCCUUUGUCACCAAACCAGCAACUUGAAAUCAUCCGGCAUGAAGAGAAACAAAGGCAGAGGACACAGACAGAGCCUACAGAGAAAGAUUUGGAAAGGUAUAUAUAUUAUGUCACGGAGGGUAUUUAUGGCCACAUGUUGGCCCCCCAGCCACCAAAGCAGAUCACUAGUAUCCUAAAACUGGUACCCAGCCGUUUCCAAGGUGAUGAGGAGGAGAUGGAGAGGAUGCGUGAGGAUCUCCUGGAGGAGAUCCAGAGAGACUAUGAAUUUAGCCUCCGCAAGAGCAUCGUCGAUUAUAUUCUGCUUGAUCCAGCUGAGCGAGAGCGUCUCUCCAUCUCUGCUGUCCCCCAGCAGUUCCCAUCCCAUGUGAUUCGUGCACCGGUUCCCUGGUCAGAAAGCUACCGGGAGGCUCACAACUGGCAGACGGAGAACCUCUUCAUUGUCAACCCUAUGCUUCUCCACUUAGAGGACCUCUGGAUGAGCAGCUUCUCGUCUCUGCGGUUUGUGAAAUUAAACAGUCUGCUCUCCGCUGAUCUUCCACUCCUGCCAGGAGAGUUUGAGGAACUGGUGCAGCGACAGUGUCAGAACACAAAAGAUGAACUUCUUAACACUUGGCUGCCCCGCUGCGCUUCUCUCUUUGUGACCUUUAAAGAUGCAUGGCUUCCACUGGUGCCAAAGAGUUUAAGCAUCGCCCCAGAAAAAGUAGAAAAACUGUUCAGGUGUGUGGCCACGCUGAUGUCACUGCAGCUGCGCAGUCUGGUUAUCGCAUCACUGCAGGAUCUGCUGCAGUUCUUCCAGCUACAUCAGGAUGGUAAUGAUUUUGGGGAGAGAUUUGAUGAAAUGCAGUACACACAACGUCCAAUGUUACUGGUAAAGUUGAAACUUGAGGACCCCAGAAUUGCAUUUGAACCUUCACUCCAGGGCUGCUGGGAGCUUAUACAGCAAGCCUUCACACAGAUCAUCAGCAGCGCUCACAACAUACCUCGGGUGGAGUGUAAGCUUUUCCCAGAGAUUGGAGAAACUCUAAUGUUGCGCUCAGUGCAAGCUGAUGAGAUGCUGGUGAAAGACAUCAUAAACACAGCCAGAGAGACCUUUCAGAGGAACACCAUUGGGCCACAGAGGUAUCUGGAUGUAUAUAAGAGGUACACUGAUUUACUGGAUCACCAAGACAUAUUGAACUUCCUUAAAACCAAACACUCACAGCAAGGCUUUUCUAAGAAAAUUACAGGUGUGCAGAACUUGUGGAAAGACAUCGCAUCACUCCAUGCAACAGUUCCCCUUUCCCUGUUCUGUCUGGAUGCAGUGAAUCUGAACCAAGAUCUGUCUGACAAGGCGGAGCAUCUCAUUGAACUUCUCACCACAUUUGUGAUGGAGGAGAACCGAGAGCUAAACAAGAGUAUCUGCCAUCGUUACGAUGAGAUUACGGACAGAAUCACAAGCAAGCUGAGUAGCACGGAGGAGAUGGUGGAGUUAAACAAGUACCUAAAACACACAAGUGAAGUCACUAUACACAAACUCCGGCAUGAGAUUGAGGAAGCUGUCAGAAGACUGGACUUCCUGCUUGACUAUGCCACACUACAAGCGGAGGAUAUGAAGUUGUUCAGCACUGUGAUCCACUGGCCGGAGCUGAUUCUGUCUUCACUUGAAUUCAGCAGGGAUAAAUUGAACAAUCAAAAAGAUGAAGCUGAAAUUCAUCUGACAAAAAGGUGCUUCAAUUUGGAGGAGACAUUGAAGGGGUUGGACAAAGAGGUGGACAUCUUUAAGAUAAAAGAGAAGAUGACUUUGGAGGAGAUUAAACACAAUGUGGAGAAACUCAAUAAUAUCAGCAUCAGUCUGGAGGUCGCUCUCAAAGAGAUAGAGACCAUCAAUAAAGAAGAGGGUUUGCUGGACAAAGAACAGAGUCAGUUUCCCGUCUUACAGACAAUUAUAGCUAAGAAGCAGCCUUACGACCAGCUUUGGAUCACAGCUCUAGAUUUUCAGACCAAAUCUGAAAUGUGGAUGAAUGGUCCAUUCCAGCAACUGAAUGCAGAGACCAUAUCAGAAGAUUUAGGAAACAUGUGGCGCACUAUGUACAAACUUGCAAAGUCAUUUCCAGAGCGGACGGCUCCCGGACGCGUCACAGAGAACUUUAAGAAAAAGAUUGACAAAUUCAAACAACACCUACCCAUUCUGACAACUAUCUGUAAUCCAGGCCUGAAAGACAGACACUGGGAGAUGAUUAGUAGUACUGUGGGAUUUGAGGUGAAACCAGAUGAGAACACUCCACUCAUCAAAAUGGUGGAACUUGGAUUGUCAAAAUAUUCUGACCAACUGGAGGAAAUCGGUGCUUCUGCCAGUAAGGAAUAUUCUCUGGAAAAAUCUUUGGAGAAAAUGACACGGGAGUGGGCAGAGCUACACUUUGGGUUUGCACCCUAUAAAGACACGGGUACAAGUGUUUUAUCGGCGGUAGAUGAUAUUCAACUGCUGUUGGAUGAUCACAUCAUCAAGACUCAGACUAUGAGAGGUUCUCCAUUCAUCAGACCUAUCGAGGCUGAAGCAAAGGCCUGGGAAGAGAAGUUGCAGCGCAUGCAGGAUAUAUUGGAUGGGAUGUUGCAGUGUCAAAGCAUGUGGAUGUAUCUCGAACCCAUUUUCAGCUCAGAGGACAUCAUCGCCCAGAUGCCAGAAAACGGACGCAAGUUUGCCAUCGUAGACGGUUACUGGAAAAACAUUGUCGCUGAAUCGUUAAAGGACACACAUGUGCUGGUGGCCACAGAGCAGCCUAACAUGCUGGGUCGCCUACAUGAGUCCAACGCUUUCCUGGAGGAAAUACAGCAGGGUCUGAACUCAUACCUGGAAACAAAGAGACUUUUCUUCCCUCGGUUUUUCUUCCUGUCCAAUGAUGAGAUGUUGGAGAUCUUGUCUGAGACGAAGGAUCCGCUGCGUGUUCAGCCUCAUCUUAAAAAGUGUUUUGAGGGCAUCGCUAAGCUAGAAUUCACCCCUGAUCUGGAGAUCACAGGAAUGAUCAGCUCAGAGAAAGAGAUUGUUCCCUUAAUAGAGACCAUCUACCCAGUUAAAGCUAAGGGAAUGGUCGAGAAGUGGCUUCUGCAGGUUGAAAACACAAUGCUGAUGAGUAUCAGAGCUGUCAUAAAACAAGGAAUGGAGCAGUACUCAGAGAUGCCAAGGAAGAAAUGGGUGCUGCUGUGGCCUGGUCAGGUUGUGAUCUGUGCGUCCUGUAUCUUCUGGACCAGUGAAGUAUCUGAUGCAAUACAGAACAACACUCUUCCUUCUUAUGUUGAGCAAAGUAACGCUCAGAUCACUGAUAUAGUUGAGCUGGUGAGAGGGAAGUUGCCAGGUGGAGCCAGAAUGACUCUUGGAGCUCUUAUUGUCAUUGAUGUUCAUGCACGUGAUGUUGUGUGCAAGUUGGCCCAGGACAGAGUUUCAUCUCUCAAUGAUUUCCAGUGGAUUUCCCAGCUGCGCUAUUUCUGGGAGGAUGGAGAGGUCAUGUUGAGGAUGAUCACCACUGCUAUCAGAUACGGAUAUGAAUAUCUUGGAAACUCACCGCGUCUGGUCAUAACACCACUUACUGACCGCUGCUACAGGACUCUGAUGGGUGCACUGAAGCUAAAUCUGGGUGGAGCUCCAGAGGGUCCUGCAGGAACUGGAAAAACAGAGACAACUAAAGAUCUGGCUAAAGCACUCGCCAAACAGUGUGUGGUGUUCAACUGUUCUGAUGGUCUGGACUACAAAGCAAUGAGUAAAUUUUUCAAAGGCCUGGCACAGUCUGGAGCGUGGGCAUGUUUUGAUGAGUUCAACCGGAUAGAGGUGGAGGUGUUGUCUGUGGUCGCUCAGCAGAUUUUGAGUAUUCAGCAGGCUGUAAUGCGAAACAUGAAGACGUUUAUGUUUGAGGGAACUGAGCUGUCUCUCAACCCAACAUGCUGCGUGUUUAUCACCAUGAACCCAGGAUACGCAGGCAGAGCAGAACUACCCGAUAACCUGAAAGCUUUGUUUCGCACAGUUGCUAUGAUGGUUCCAGAUUAUGGGCUGAUUGGAGAAAUAUCGCUUUAUUCAAUGGGAUUCACAGCAUCCCGGAGUCUGGCUCAGAAGAUUGUGGCAACGUAUCGUCUGUGUUCAGAGCAGCUCUCGUCUCAACCACACUACGAUUAUGGGAUGCGUGCGGUGAAAUCCGUCCUGACUGCAGCAGGAAACCUGAAACUCAAAUACCCAGAGGAGGACGAGAGCGUUUUGCUCCUCAGAGCUCUUAUGGAUGUCAACAUGGCUAAGUUUCUUGCACAAGACUUGCCCCUGUUUCAGGGAAUCAUCACAGAUCUGUUUCCAGGAGUGGUGCUGCCCAAACCAGAUUAUGAGUUACUGUUAAAGGCUUUGCAUGACAACAUCGGGAAGAUGAAACUGCAGCCUGUCCCGUGGUUCAUCAGCAAAAUAAUACAAGUGUAUGAGAUGAUGCUGGUCAGACAUGGCUUCAUGAUUGUCGGUGAGCCAAUGGGCGGAAAAACCUCAGCUUAUAAAGUUCUGGCCGGAGCUUUGGGAGACCUUUAUAAAGAAGGACUGAUAGAAGAGUUUGCAGUAGAUUUCCGCAUCAUAAACCCGAAGGCGGUCACUAUGGGUCAGCUGUACGGCUGUUUUGAUCCAGUGAGUCACGAGUGGUCAGAUGGUGUUUUGGCCACUUCAUUCAGACAACAGGCCCAGUGCACCACAGACGACCGCCAGUGGAUCAUCUUCGACGGGCCCAUUGACGCAGUCUGGAUUGAGAACAUGAACACCGUUUUGGACGAUAACAAGAAGCUGUGUCUGAUGAGUGGUGAGAUCAUUCAGAUGAGUCCAAAAAUGAGUCUGAUCUUUGAGCCUGCUGAUCUGGAGCAGGCGUCACCAGCUACUGUAAGCAGAUGCGGUAUGAUCUACAUGGAGCCGCAUCAGUUGGGCUGGACACCUCUGAGAGACUCCUACAUGAACACAUUACCUGAAAGCUUGGCAGAUGAACACAGAACACUGAUUGCUGAUCUCUUCAACUGGCUGGUUCAACCUUGCUUGGACUUUAUUUACCACGAGUGCGGAUUCUUAGUUCAGACGUCACCCAUUCACCUGGCUUACAGUCUGAUGCGCCUGUAUACCUGUCUGCUGGAUGAGAUUUUUCAGGAAGGAGCAGAAUCGAUGACCAGUCAGCAGAUGACCCUGUGGCUUCAGUCCCUGUUCCUCUUCGCUGUAGUGUGGAGUUUGGGAGGAACCAUCAAUGGCAACAGCAGGAACAAGUUUGACACCUUCUACCGAAACCUCCUCACAGGCACAAUCACUGAUCACCCGCGACCCAUGAGCGUGAAACUCACCAAAAACAAUGGGUUCCCUGAGAGAGGAACCGUCUAUGAUUACUAUUUCCAUAAGCAGGGUCCUGGUCAGUGGAACAACUGGACAGAAUCUAUUGCUAAAGAGGACAGAGUCAUACCUGCUGGUGCAAAAGUGUCUGAUCUGAUCAUACCCACGGCAGAAACCUCACGGCAGCUCUUCUUCCUCAGAACAUACCUGUCACAUGAAGUGCCCAUACUGAUAGUGGGACCCACAGGAACUGGCAAAUCUGUGAUCAACAACAACUUCUUGAUGUCUCUGCCCAAAGAGCGCUACACUCCUAUCUGCAUAAACUUUUCUGCUCGGACCUCUGCCAACCAGACCCAGGACAUCAUCAUGUCCAAGCUGGACCGCCGCCGCAAGGGUGUGUUUGGCCCACCGGUUGGCAAAAGUGCAUUAUCUAUGUUGGUAAGAACUAGAUUUGUUAAUGAUCUGAACAUGCCUGCGAAGGAGAUAUACGGAGCUCAGCCGCCUAUUGAACUGCUGCGGCAGUGGAUCGAUCAUCAUCACUGGUAUGAUAAGAAAGACACGUCCAGGUUGGACAUUGAGGAUGUUUUGUAUAUGUCUGCUAUGGGGCCCCCUGGUGGAGGGAGAAAUGACAUCACAGGACGAUUUACACGUCACCUAAACAUCUUAUCUAUUGACACAUUUGAUGAUGAGACUCUGAGUAACAUCUUCACAUCCAUCACCGACUGGCACUUCAGCAAUGGGUUUGAUGCCUCUUUCUACAGGUUGGGUAAAAUCAUGGUUCAAGCUACUAUGGCAGUGUAUAAGGAUGCAAUCAAAAGUUUCCUCCCAACACCAUCUAAAUCUCAUUAUAUUUUCAACCUGCGAGAUUUUGCGAGGGUAAUUAGGGGAGUAAUGCUCUGUCCAUCAACACACAUGCAGGAAUGUGAUAAAGUAAUUCGGUUAUGGAUCCAUGAGGUGUAUCGUGUGUUUUAUGAUCGACUGAUUGAUAAUGAUGACAGAAAUAAAUUUUUUAACAUUGUUAAAGAGAGGACAUCAGCGUAUUUCAAGCAAAGCCUUGACAAGCUUCUCGGUCAUCUCACUCUGUCUGGUAAAGUUGAAGAUGACAGCAUUCGCAGCCUGUUUUUUGGUGACUACUCUAAACCAGACUCGGCGAACAAACAAUACGACGAGAUCACAGAUCUGAGCACAUUAACAGAAGUGAUGGAUUUCUACCUCAGGGAAUUCAAUAACAUCAGUAAAGCACCCAUGAACCUCGUCAUGUUUCAGUUUGCCAUCGAACACAUCUCACGAAUCUGCCGUGUGCUAAAGCAAGACAACGGGCACCUGCUGCUGGUCGGCAGGGGAUCAGGGAGACAAAGCGCCACCAAACUUGCCACCUUCAUCAACGACUAUGAGCUGUUUCAGAUCGAACUGACCAAGAACUACAGUAUGUCAGACUGGCGGGACAAUCUGAAGCAUCUGAUGCUAAAAUCAGGGAUAGAGGGCAAGAAAACAACGUUUCUCUUUAGCGACAGCCAGAUCAAGGAUGAAGCCUUUGUUGAAGACAUCAACAUGCUUCUGAACACAGGAGAUGUGCCGAACAUCUUUCCUUUAGACGAGCGAGCAGACAUCAUUGAAAAAAUGCAGGGAAUUGCCCAAGUGGAAGGAAAAAAGAUUGACGUCACACCACUCUCGAUGUACAACUUCUUUAUCGACAGGGUGAAAACCAAUCUUCAUAUAGUUCUCGCAAUGAGCCCAAUAGGUGAAGGCUUCCGUAAUCGUCUGAGGAUGUUUCCAUCUCUGAUCAACUGCUGCACCAUAGACUGGUUUCAGGCCUGGCCCAAAGACGCUCUGGAGAUGGUCGCCAACAAGUUCCUUGAGGAUCUAGACCUGGAAGAUGACAUCAGGAUAGAGGUGGUGGACAUGUGUAAAACCUUCCAGGAGAGUGUGCGAGAGCUGUCCGAGCGUUAUUACUCCCAGUUGCGCAGACAUAACUAUGUCACUCCUACUUCUUACCUGGAGCUUAUCCUGACCUUUAAAGCAUUGCUCAACUCCAAACGCAGUGAGGUGAAUGAGCUCAGGAAUCGCUACCUAGUCGGCUUGCAGAAACUUGACUUUGCCUCCUCUCAGGUAGCGGUCAUGCAGCAGGAGCUCACAGCUCUACAGCCAGAACUGAUCGAGACCGCGAAACAGACUGAUCAGAUGAUGGUGAAGAUAGAAAAAGAGACGGUGGAGGUGGAUGCUAAGAAAGAGCUUGUCAGUGCUGAUGAGAAAGUCGCCAAUGAAGCAGCAGCUGCUGCUAAAGCGAUCAAGGAUGAGUGUGAGGGAGAUCUUGCGGAGGCAAUGCCCGCACUGGAGGCGGCUCUGGCUGCUCUGGACACACUGAAGCCGGCUGAUAUUACUGUCCUGAAGACCAUGCAGAAUCCUCCUGGUCCUGUCAAACUGGUCAUGGAGUCCAUCUGUGUCAUGAAGGGCAUUAAACCAGAGAGGAAACAAGACCCUGGUGGAUCAGGAAAGAUGAUUGAAGACUUCUGGGGACCAUCUAAGAAGCUUCUAGGUGACAUGAAGUUCCUUGAGAGCCUUAAAACAUUCAACAAGGACAACAUACCUCCUGCUAACAUCAAGAAAAUCAGAGAAAAGUUCAUAGAUCACCCUGAUUUUCAGCCUUCAGUAAUCAAAAGCGUGUCUUCUGCUUGCGAAGGCCUUUGCAAAUGGGUGCGUGCCAUGGAAGUGUACGAGCGUGUGGCCAAAGUUGUCGCCCCAAAGAAAGAGAAACUGAAAGAAGCAGAGGAAGAGUUAGCCGUGCAGAUGCAGAAGUUAGAUGUGAAACGUGCCGAGCUAAAGGAGGUGGAGGAUCGUCUGCAGGCACUCAAUGACACAUUCGAAGGGAUGAUACAGAAGAAGAAAGACCUAGAAGCAAACAUCGAGCUCUGUUCUCAGAAACUUGUACGAGCUGAAAAACUAAUCGGUGGUCUGGGAGGAGAAAAAGACCGGUGGACAGAGGCCGCACGGCUCCUCGGCAUCAAAUAUAACAACCUGACCGGUGAUGUGCUUUUGUCUUCGGCUACAGUCUCAUAUCUUGGAGCUUUCACUGUUGAUUAUCGUGUCGAGUGUCAGCAACAGUGGCUUGAGCUGUGCAACAGGAAGCAGGUCCCGUGUUCAAAAGACUUCACACUUAGCAACACUCUCGGAAAUCAGGUACUGAUCCGAUCAUGGCAGAUCGCUGGGUUACCUGUGGACUCAUUUUCCACAGAUAAUGGAAUCAUUGUCUCUAACUCUCGCCGUUGGCCACUCAUGAUUGACCCUCAGGGCCAAGCUAACAAGUGGAUCAAAAACAUGAACAAGGCUAAUAAACUGUCUGUCAUCAAGCUCUCAGACAGCAACUACAUCCGUACCCUUGAGAACGCCAUCCAGUUUGGCACGCCUGUACUCCUGGAGAACGUUGGUGAGGAACUGGAUGCGGUUUUAGAGCCGGUUCUCUUAAAACAGACUUUUAAGCAGCAGGGUGUGGAGUACAUGAAACUGGGGGAGAACACCAUUGAAUAUUCAAGAGACUUCCAGUUCUACAUAACGACAGGCCUAAGGAAUCCACAUUACUUGCCAGAGGUGGCAGUGAAAGUUUGUCUUUUGAACUUCAUGAUCACUCCGUUGGGACUUGAAGAUCAGCUUCUAGGGAUCGUCGCUGCCAAAGAGAAACCAGAACUCGAGGAGAAGAAAAAUCAGCUGAUUCUGGAAAGCGCUGCCAAUAAUAAACAGCUAAAGGAGAUUGAGAACCAAAUCCUGGAGGUUCUCUCUUCUUCAGAAGGAAACAUCCUAGAGGACGAGACUGCCAUUACGGUUCUUUCUUCAUCUAAGCUGCUGUCAGAAGAGAUCUCAGAGAAACAGAAGAUUGCAAGCGUGACAGAGAACGAGAUUGAUGAAACUCGAAUGGGUUACCGGCCUGUUGCUGAACACUCGUCCAUUCUGUUCUUCUGCAUUUCAGAUUUGGCAAACAUUGAUCCCAUGUAUCAGUACUCUCUGACGUGGUUCAUCAACCUGUACCUGCAGUCCAUUGCUUACAGUGUGCCCAGCGAUGACCUGCAGACCCGCAUAGCCAACAUCCUGGAUCACUUUACUCUGCGGGUUUACUAUAAUGUGUGUCGAUCUUUGUUUGAGAAGGACAAGCUGCUGUUUUCUUUGCUGUUGACUGUUGGCAUCAUGCAGGGCAAAUGUCAAGUAGACGACAUCGUCUGGCGCUUCCUCCUCACAGGAGGUGUUGCUCUAGAAAACCCACACCCCAACCCGGCCCCAGAGUGGUUUUCAGACAAAUCCUGGUCUGAAGUGGUCCGGGCUUCGCAACUUUCCCGCCUUGAAGGAUUAUUUAAGCAUGUGCAGGAGAACAUUGCACUGUGGAAGCAGAUUUAUGACUCUGGUCAUCCACAGAAUGAGGUGUUACCUGGGAACUGGCAUACAGUCGUGGGCAUGGAGCGUAUGGUGGUCCUACGGUGCUUCAGACCAGAUAAACUUGUGCCAGCAGUACAGCAGUUCAUUGUGGACAAUAUGGGCCGUGCAUACAUUGAGCCACCGACUUUUGACCUGGCAGAGAGCUACAGUGACUCCAACUGCUGUUCGCCACUCAUCUUCGUCCUCUCUCCAGGAUCAGACCCUACAGCAGGACUACUGAAGUUUGCGGAUGACUUGGGUAUGGGCGGCAGUAAGACCCAGACAAUCUCUCUGGGUCAGGGUCAAGGGCCCGUAGCUGAGCAGCUGAUCAAAGCAGCGCUGACCGUCGGCCACUGGGUGGUGCUGCAGAACUGCCACCUCGCAACCAGCUGGAUGCCAACCUUAGAGAAGAUUUGUGAGGAGGUCAUCACACCUGAAAACACACACACCAGCUUCAGGUUGUGGUUAACCAGUCAACCAUCAGACAAGUUUCCAGUGAGGGUUUUGCAGAAUGGCGUGAAGAUGACAAACGAGCCCCCGAAAGGACUGAGGGCAAACUUACUGCGUUCUUACCUCAGCGACCCUAUCUCAGACCCCACCUUCUUCAACAGCUCCGCUAAGCAGGAGAUCUGGCAGAAGCUGCUGUUCGGCCUCUGUUUCUUCCACGCUCUGGUACAGGAGAGGAGAACAUUCGGCCCACUCGGUUGGAAUAUCCCAUACGAGUUUAAUGAGUCUGACCUGAGAAUCAGCAUUCGUCAGAUCCAGAUGUUCCUGGAUGAGUAUGAGGAGGUCCCACUGGAGGCUCUUACCUACCUGACAGGAGAGUGUAAUUAUGGUGGGAGGGUGACUGACGAUAAGGACCGGAGACUACUGAUGUCUCUCCUCUCCAUCUUCUACAGCUGGCAGCUCAUUCAGCAGGACCAGUAUCGUGUGUGUGAGGGAGAUCUGUAUUAUGUGCCUUCACAUGCUCCUUACCAGAGUUAUGUGGACUACAUCCGCAACCUGCCCAUCAGUGCUGAACCUGAGGUCUUCGGCCUGCACAGCAAUGCUAAUAUCACCAAAGACAACCAGGAGACCAACCAGCUGUUAGACGGAGUGCUGCUAACUCUACCAAGACAAACCAGCGGCGGAGCCAAAUCACCACAGGAAGUAGUGGAUGAGCUGGCAGAGGGAAUGCUUGCCAAACUCCCCUGUGAUUUUGACAUAGAGAUGGUGACCAAUAAAUACCCCCUUUUAUAUGAGGAGUCAAUGAACACCGUCCUACGACAGGAGCUCAUUCGAUUCAACAGGCUGUCAAAAGUGGUGCGUAGCAGCUUGCUAAACACCCAGAAGGCACUUCGGGGACAGGUUGUGAUGUCAUCUGAGCUGGAAAACGUCUUCAACAGUCUUCUUGUUGGUAAAGUGCCCGCCAUGUGGGCUGCAAAGUCCUACCCUUCCCUCAAACCCCUCGGCAGCUACGUGUCCGACUUCCUGGCCAGACUGCAGUUUCUACAGGACUGGAUUGAUAACGGCCCUCCAUCUGUGUUCUGGGUAUCAGCAUUUUAUUUCACUCAGUCCUUCCUUACUGGUGUGUCGCAGAAUUUCGCUCGCAAAUACACCAUUCCCAUUGACUACAUCGGCUUCGAGUUUGAGGUGUGCAAACAGGAAACUCAUAUGGAGGAGAAGCCGGAGGACGGCGCUUAUAUCCGUGGGCUUUUCCUAGAAGGAGCUCACUGGGAUCGAGAGCACAUGGUUAUCGGUGAGUCUGUUCCUAAAGUUCUCUUCGACUCGCUGCCCGUAAUCUGGCUGAAGCCCGGAGAGAGCGCCACCUUCCUGCACCAAAACGUUUAUGUGUGUCCGGUGUACAAGACCAGCGCCAGACGAGGGACUCUUUCCACCACCGGUCACUCCACAAAUUAUGUGCUGUCCAUCGAGCUGCCCUCAGAUCAGCCACAGAAGCACUGGGUAAACCGCGGCGUCGCCUGCCUGUGCCAACUAGACAACUGAACACAUCCUCACACUACAUUUAUGUGUUAAACAUGCCAAACUGAGAGAAUACAAACCCUCAGCACUGAUAGUUGUUAAGUUUAAUAUAACUGAACAGAAUAAUAAAUCAAA